AUGCAAAUAUUCAUUUUGCAAUCACAAAUAUUAUUUAUUCCAUAUAACAGUAGUAAUCAAACUAAAGCCCAAUAUGUAUUUACAGUUAUAUUACCAAACCGACGUGUUCAGUUAGAACAGAUGGAACAACUGUUGACUGAACCAUUAUUUAAUCAGUUACAAAAGACAAAAAAACAAUCACGUCAUGUUGACUUAUAUUUACCAAAAUUUAAAAUGUAA
Didymodactylos carnosus is the source of this 219-nucleotide messenger RNA. The record is from the annotation of a GenBank genome assembly. Lineage: Eukaryota; Metazoa; Rotifera; Eurotatoria; Philodinida; Philodinidae.